Messenger RNA from Coniophora puteana RWD-64-598 SS2, 7552 nucleotides. Its product is annotated as nonmuscle myosin heavy chain b. The transcript has 17 exons. Gene Ontology annotation, biological process: actin filament organization; vesicle transport along actin filament. Gene Ontology annotation, cellular component: actin cytoskeleton; cytoplasm; myosin complex. Lineage: Eukaryota; Fungi; Basidiomycota; Agaricomycetes; Boletales; Coniophoraceae. Bases 123 to 7118 code for a protein of 2331 amino acids. The record is from RefSeq and is a predicted model, not a curated record. Gene Ontology annotation, molecular function: actin filament binding; ATP binding; microfilament motor activity.
CGGACACAACGGGACACCCCUCGACAUCGCCUACAACCACAUCGGCCACCCUUUCUCUCACAUCAGGCGACCUCGUACUCAGAUUUCUGCAUCGAACAUUGCAGACGUAAUCUAUUACCUCCAUGCCUGCGCCGCGCAUGUCACAGAGCGCAGAGGCCGCUCGCGCAGCUGCCCUCCAGGCCGAGUUCAACGAGAAGAAGUGGGUUUGGGUCCCCGACGACAAGGACGGCUACCUUGCAGGAUGGGUGCACCAGGAGGACAGCGACUUCGCCCAAGUUGUCAUGGCCUCUGGUGGCGAGAUCCGCCAAGUGCCGCUAUAUGCGCUCUCCAAGUUGAACCCUCCCAAGUUCGAUCGCGUCGAUGAUAUAGCCGACCUCACAUUUCUCAACGAAGCAAGCGUAGUCCACAAUCUACGCCUGCGUUACGGAUCAGGUGUAAUCUAUACCUACUCCGGCUUAUUCUUAGUCGCUGUCAAUCCAUACCAGAAUCUGCCUUUAUACUCGGAUACCAUCAUUCAGCAAUACCGGAAUAAACGCAGGGACGAGAAUCCGCCCCACAUCUUCGCUGUCGCUGAACGCGCUUGGAUAAACAUGGGCGAGGAACGCGAGAAUCAGAGCAUUCUUAUCACAGGCGAGUCCGGCGCUGGAAAGACAGAAAGUACCAAGAAGGUUAUCCAAUACCUCUCUGCCAUAGCGACGGAUGUACAUCUUCCAGCAUCAUCGCAUACCCAACAACCUUCAAUCUCGUCUCUAUACAACUCGCCCCCAGCGGGUGCUCCUCGGAAUAGCCAGUUCAGGCGCUCAUUGCAGGCUAGCCAAUCUGGUGGAAGUUCACUCACAUCUCGGGGUCGGCUAGGUCUUCUCGAACGUCAGAUCAUUCAAGCAAACCCUAUCCUGGAAGCGUUUGGAAAUGCUCAGACCCAGAGAAAUAAUAAUUCAAGUCGAUUUGGUAAAUUUAUCCGGAUUAGCUUCGCACCAGAUGGCAGCAUAUCUGGUGCGAACAUUGAUUGGUACCUCCUUGAGAAGAGUCGAGUGGUUGUUCGCAGUGAGGCAGAGAGGAAUUUUCACGUGUUUUACGAAUUGCUUAUGUCCAACAAUGAAUCCCUCAAAAAAUCGCUCCUCUUGGAUGGUGAUGUUGAGGAUUACGAAUAUCUCAACAAGAGUCGACGCGAGGUUGAUGGUGUAAAUGACAAGGACGAGUGGGAUGCGUUGAUUAACGCAUUUGAUACCGUCGGAUUUUCAUCACAUGAACAGCUUGAUUUGUUCCGAAUCGUAGCAGCGGUGCUGCACAUAGGAAACAUCGUUAUAACGUCGACGAAGGCAGAUGAUGCCGUAUUGCCAGAUCCAUCUCAGGCAGAACGCGCCUGCCAUCUCCUCGGAGUUCCUGUUGCCGAGUUUACUAAGGCAAUCCUUCGACCGAAGGUGCUCGCUGGCCGCGAAUGGGUCACCCAAGCUAGGACACGCCAACAGGCGUUGGAGGAGCUUGCCUCUCUUUGCAAGACCCUUUACGAGAAAUCUUUUGGUGCCCUCGUGGACCGCAUCAACCGCGCGCUUGACCGCCCAUCGUCGAAAUCCACCUUCAUCGGCGUGCUAGAUAUUGCUGGGUUCGAAAUCUUUGACGUUAACAAUUACGAACAACUCCUCAUUAACUGGACGAAUGAGAAGCUGCAGCAGUUUUUCAAUUACCACAUGUUCGUGCUCGAGCAGGAAGAAUAUGCGCGCGAGGGGAUCGAGUGGGACUACGUCAACUUUGGAUUAGACUUGCAGCCAACUAUCGACCUCAUCGAGGUCAGCGGCCCUACCAUCGGUAUCUUGAGCUGUCUGGACGAGGAGUGUAUCAUGCCCAAGGCGACGGACCUCACCUUCACUAACAAGUGCCACGCGUUAUGGAGCGGCGAUGUACGCACAGGGGAGGAGCCUCACCCUGGACGCGAAAAGUACUCCCCUACGCGCUUCGCGCAGGGUUUUGUUAUCUCCCACUACGCGGGCAAAGUCGAGUACCGCACUGAUGGCUGGCUCGAGAAGAACAAGGACCCCCUGAACGACAAUUUGGGGCGUGUCUUGGCUGCGUCGUCCGAUAGCUACGUUGCAUCUCUCUUCCAGGAGCACGCGGGCGGGUACGUCGACGUCAACGGCAAUCCCAACCCUUUCACCGUUGGCAAGAAGCGUGGUAUUAAGAAGGGCGCCUUCCGCACCGUCGCACAGCGGCACCGCGAGCAGCUGUCGCUCCUCAUGGCGCAACUCCAGGCAACGCAGCCUCACUUCGUGCGCUGUAUUGUUCCCAACGGGAAUAAGAAGCCGGGACGCAUCGAUGUCCCCCUCGUCCUCGACCAACUGCGGUGCAACGGUGUCCUGGAGGGUAUCCGUAUCGCCCGCCUUGGUUAUCCCAACCGACUCCCCUUCGUUGAGUUCCGCCAGCGCUACGAAAUCCUUACACCCGGCAUCAUCCCACGCGGGUACAUGGAUGGUCGCAAAGCAUGUCUACGCAUGGUCGAGGCGCUGGAGCUGGACGACGGCAUCUACCGCGUGGGCACGUCGAAGAUUUUCUUCAAGGCUGGCGUGCUCGCUGAGCUCGAGGAACGCCGCGAUUCGCUAUUGUUCGAUAUCUUUUCGAGAUUGCAGGCUGUUGCUCGGAAAUACUCUGCUAGAAGACAGAUGAAGAAGGUGCUUAAUCGUGCUGUGGCCAUUCGGACAAUCCAGAAGAACGCGCGCGUGUAUGGCGAGCUCAGAGAUUGGCCGUGGUGGCAACUUUACACCAAGGUCCGUCCGUUGCUCGCAGCCACGAGAAACGACGAGGAGUUACGCCGGAAAGAAGUCGAGCUCCAGCUCGCACGGGAGCGGGCAGAGAGAGAUCAACGCGAGCGCGAGACCCUCGAGAACCUCAAGAUGGGCCUUGAAUCGGAGAAGCGCAAAGUCGAAGACGAGCUCGAGGCCGAGCGUGCGCUUGCGCUCGACAAGGAUGCUCUUUUGGAGCGGAGCAAGAAGCGGGAGUCCGAGCUCGAGGAAGAGAUUACGGCCCUGCACGCUGACCUCGACGUCCUCGACUCGCAGCUCGAUCGUGCACUCAAGAUGCAGAAGGAGGGCGAGGAGAAGCACGAGGCGCUGCGGCUCGCGUUUGACCAGGCCGCCGAGCAUCUUGUGCGGAUGGAGCAAGACCAGAACUCUAACAAGGUGAAGGAGGAGGAACUGAUGACGACGUAUGCGACGACGCAGCAAGAACUCGGCGACAUUCAAGAAGAGCGCGAACGUCUCGUUAAAGAGAAAGAGGACCUUCAGGCCCUCCUUACUGUUCAUGAAGAAGAUCUCGCUCGUGUGAGAGAGCGUGCUGACGCCGCGCAUGGCGAACUCAUUGCCAAGCUCACUGAAGAGAGGCGAAACAACGACGCUGCUAACGACAAGAUUCAUGAACUUGAGCAAACUUUCCGCCAAAGCAAAGAGCAAAUAUCCGAGAUGAACCGUACCGCCAACGAGUACUCCGCUAUGAUUCAACAGAAAGAGGACGUCAUCGCUGGCAUUUCUCGCGACCUGGCUGCUGUCCGCUCAGAACGCUCCCAGUUCCAAAAAGAGACCUUCGAGUUGCAGAACAAGAUCGAGAUAGCCAAGGCCGAGGCUGAGACUGCUAAAGAGGAUGCACAACGCUCAGCUGCAUCCCGCACAAAGCUUCAGGAAGAGCUUGAUGAGCUCCGCACGUUGAUGGAGACAAAAACGAGCGAGGAGACCCGUCGCAUGGAGGUCGAGAAGAGCAAGGAGAUGGAAUUAUCCAAUCUUCGCAGCCAGGUCGAGACACUGCAGACAGAUCUAAGUACUACACGCAAUAGUGCAGCCGAGAACGAGCGCAAGCUGCGAGCAGAGCUAGAGGAGGCGCACCGUGAACGCGCGUCGCUGGAGGAGAGCCACAAGUCUCUGACGGGCCGGGAGCGAUCCAUGCAGAGCAAUAUCAAUAGGCUCGAGACGAUCAACUCGGAACUCGAGAAGACGAAGAGGAGUAUGGAGUCGGAGCUUGCCCGCUUCCGUUCCCGUCAGGUUGAGCUGGACAGCCAAAUAGCAGAUGCCACCAAGACCAAAGAUAGCUUGUCCCGCCAGCUCAGCCAAGCGCAGAGCAAGGCGCAGGACUUUGAGGAUGCUAAUCUCCAGCUCGAGAGGCAAAUCGGCCAGUAUGAGCGCCAGAUGGAGUCAACGCGUAAACAGCUAGAGGCGGAAACUGCGAAGAGACAACAGUUGCAAACAGUGGCAUCCAGCCAGAAGACUGAACUUGUCACGACAAAGGAGAAGUUGGCCAAGUUCGAGGAGGAGCUCAACAAGACGCUUAAAGACCUCAAAAAUAAGGAAUGGGAAUGCCGCCAGCUAGAGUCGAAACAGGACAAAACUAUUGUCGAACAUGUCCAUGUCCUUGAGGAGGCGAAGCGCGUUACCGACAAACAGCUUUCCACCGCCCAACAAGAGCUCCAGAAGAAUGCAACCUACAUCCGCUCUCUGGAAAAGGCGAGGAACAAGCUCAUGCGCGAAGCCGAAGAUAGUUCUUUGGAAACAAGGCGCGAACAGCUUGAGUUUCGUGCUGCCGAGAAGAACGCUCAACUUAAUGCCGAGAGGGCAGAAAAGGCGAUCGCCCGCGCUGAGUCGGAGAAGAAGGCCAAGGAGGCGGCAGAGCUCCAGGUUCGGCGCCUCCAGUCUGAGUUGCACACCGCCCACGCAGAGCUUGAGGGCAGGACGGACGAGUUGCUGACUGCCAAACGCUCCAAGGAGCAGCUGGAGAACGAGCUCGCGCACCUUGUCGACGAAAUGCCCAUGUCGGACGCGCGCAAUAAUACCUCGAAGGAGGCAGAGCAACGCAUCGCCGAACUCGAGCGGCAGCUUGCAGAUGCGACGUCAUCCGAGGUUGUCCUCGCGCAAAUCCAGCAUCGUGUUGACCAGCAGCACCGAGAGCUACGCGCUCUGAUUAUGAAGGAUGCACCCAAGAAUGAUUCAUUCCGCAAGCGCCUUAUGCAGGAGCUUCAGGCUGCAGACGAAGCCCUCGCCAAGGAAGUCAAGGCCCAUAUUCAGCAGAAGCCUUCCCGAAACGUGCACUUCAACCUCCCUCCUUCUCCCGCCCCGAAGAAGGCUCCACGUCCUUCCCUGACCGACCCGAAACCUGAUAGGCAGAAUGAUGAGCUGAAGCAGCAGGUCCAGACGCUUGAAAUUCGUAUUGAGGCGUCCGAGCGCGUGCGUCAGCACUACGAGUCUGUUAUCCGAGAUAUGACGUCGGAUUUGGAGAAUAUCAAUGACGCGAAGGAGUUCCUACAAAAAUGUCGUCGGCGAUUAUCUGAGGAGAAUGCGAGGCUUUCAACAAUGCUUGACGAGGAGGCCAAUGUUCGGCGAACAGCGGAGAGCUCGGAGGACGUCCAGGCUGUUUGGGCCAAGUUCCGCGCGACCCUCGACGAAGAGCAGCUCGCAUAUGGCAGACUUGAGGAGUCUCGCAAGGCUCUUCUUGUGCAACAGCGCAACACACAAGCAGAACUCGAAGAAGCCAAGAAAGGUCUACGUGACAAUACCCACUCCAAGAAGCGCAUGCAGGCAGAACUCGAGGCUUUCAAGGAAGCCCUGGAGACCGAGAAGAUCCGCAAGAAUGAGGCUCUUGACGCCAGUCGUGGUGCGCAAGCAAAACUUCAGGAACUUCAAGUUGACUCGGGCGCGUCCAUUGCUAUGCAAUCGGAACUUCGUGCCGCCAUGGAAGCGUACAGGCAGAAGUCUGAAACAAUGGCUAAACGAGCUGACGAGGCCGACAUUGCCAAGGAGAAGGCCACCCGUACUGAAUCACUUGUCCGCCGUUCACUUGCAGAUGCCGAAAAGGCUCUUGGCGCUGCAACAUCAGAGAAGAACAACCUGCAAAGCCGACUUGAGAAGACGGAACGACGCUUGCUUGAGCUCGAGAAGAAGCUUCACGACGAGGGAGAAGAGUCUUCUGAGCUCAGUGGAACUCGCCAACGCCUCUUUGAACAACUUCAGGAAGAGCGACAGCUACACCAGAAGGAUCUGGCCGAAAGGGACUUUGCAUCUGAUCAGACGCGCAAGAAGUAUCAAGCUGAGCUCGCUCAACUCAGCGAUGAGCUUCAAUCACAGCGUGACACUAUGAGUCGGCUUCGCGAGGACAAUCGUAAACUGCGCUCAGACUACGAUGACCUUCAAUUACGUUUCGACGACGAGGUUUACAAUGGUGGCGCUUGGAAGAAAGAGAAGGAACGCUAUGAGACCAAGAUCGACGACCUUACGAAAGCUUACGAAUCGUCGGUGACGGCUCAGUCUGACCAACAAAAUCAGAUCGUCUCUCUUCAUUCGCAAGUACGAGAGCUCCGGGGUGUGCUCAACGACGCGGAGGCCGACCGUGCGUUGCUUCAGAAGGCACGACGUGCACUUCAAGCGGAGUUAGAGAGCAUCAAGCUCGAUCAUGCCGACACGAGCAAGAUGGCAAACGACACGGAGUUCCAGAAGUUGCUGCUGCAAAAGCAGGACCUUAAGCGCUCACUAGAGGAACAAGAAGACCGCACCACCAUGGCUUUCGAGCGGCUGAAGAAGGCAGAGGCCUAUGCGAACGACUGUCAAGCUGAACUCAAUCAGACGAGAGGGGAGAACACAGAGUUAGAGAGGAUGAACGGAAAUCUUGAGAAACAAAUCAAAGAUCUCAAAGUCACAAUUGUCGAUCUCGAGACGCGGUCAUAUUCAUCGUCUCCACAGCCCUCCACCGUCAUGCGGCAACUACAAGAACGUAUCGCUGACCUCACGAAGCAGCUGCACGAGUCCCAGAGCGGCACCCAGCGUCGCAUGUCGUCCGACAAGAUGAUGCGAGAAGCGCAGAAUCAACUAGCUGAGAGUCAGCGGCAACGCAUACGCUUGGAGGAGGAGCGACAUGCAUUUGAGGCGCAGCUAGCGGCUCUCCGACAAGAUCUAGAUCGCACGCAAACGGAUGGACGCAACUUGCAGCGCGACAAGAGGCGAGUAGACCGAGAGGCUGCUGAUUUCAAGCAAAAGGCUCUUAACCUUGAACGUGAAGUAGAACGGCUCAGGGGCCGCGUCAGCCGUCCUUCGUCCGUUGUUAGCUCAGUUGUCAGCGCCUUGAACGGCUCGUCUCGCAAGUCCGAAUCAUGAUCAUGAACAUUUCUUUUUCCAAGUACUAUUAUUUACUGCUGCAACAGCUUUAUGACCGGCAUGACCUGCAUUUCAACGGACAUCACGACAUUGCAUUUUCUCAUCUCUUCUACAUUCAUUUUGCCAUUUCUGUGCUUGGUGUAUCCAUUACAUACAUGUAUCUUGCCCUUUAUCCGUAUUUUCGAUACUACACUUGUGCUACCAACAGUACUUGACAUCCUGAUAUUGGCAAGGUCACCUUUUCGGACUAGUACACUAUCCCUCCGAACGGCGUCGCAAAUGAAUCUGGAUGGCUCAAGCCACGAACUCAAGUGAUUGGGGAAGCAACGGUAGGCGCAUCAGCAAAAUCCCGCGAACGUUACCACGCAUUGUGACGUAUUGUCAACUUUGCAUAGAAUCGGAAAUGUAGCAACGGCGUCGCAAUGCAUGGUAAC